AUUUAAUCGUUUUGGUUGACGUGUCAAUGAUAUUGAAUGAAAUCUCAGGAGAUGAAGAACAAUAAUCAUUUGUUAGUCUCAAUUAAAGAGAUUCAAUAGCAAAAACAUAAACAAAUUUGAAAUAACAAAUUACUUAUUUGCCACCUAUGUAUGCAUCAAUAUCAAUCGUCGUUCUUUUGGCUGCUAUUUUAAGUCAAUUUCAAUAUCCAAGAGCUUAAACUUUUCCUCUGUUCUUGGAGUUACCAUUUCAAAAGAAUUAAUUAUUUACUGUAUAUUAGUUUAUAAUUCUCUUUUUUAGAUCGGAAAUGCAUUUAUAAGUUUAAUGGGCAUCCUUAUUUAUUAUUUCAUUUAUUAAGCAAAUCAAUAGUUUACUAAAAAAUAAAGAUUUACUCUAAAAUAUGCUCCUUCAAAACCUUUUUCAUUUUAGAUCUUUCUCAGUGGAAUUUUAGCUCAUUUGGCAUUUUUAGCAUUUGCAUUGCUUCCAAUAGAAUAAAAGAAUUAAACCAACUUUUUAUGUAUCUUAAAAUACUAUUAAUAUUUUUAUUAUUACUCUAGAUACUGAAGAUAGAAUUUUAUUAACAUUCUCCUUUGUCAUGAAUUUCCUAUUUACUAGCUAUUAUAUGUGUUAUAAGUAGAAUUAACAAUCAUAGAAAAUUCUAGAUAAAUUAAAAAAAUAUUCAUUAAGUCAAUAAAUAAAGGCUGCUUUAUUUACUGUGAUUUCCUUUUUAUUUACUGCUUGUAAAUCUAUUAUAAUAUUUUUAGUUGUAUCUGUUAACUUUAUUAGUUUAUUUAUGGGUAUGCCUAUGGCUUAAGGAGAACCUAAUAUUAAUGAUGGUUUAAGUGCAUCUGAAGAUUUUAUAGCAAAUAUGGUUAGUGAAAUUUAUUCAACUUUGUCUUAUAGUCUAUAUUUAAUGAAUUCAUUUUUUAUUGGAAUGUUUUAUACUGAUAUUAAAAAGGUAAAUUGUAUAUAAAUAAAUAAAUCUAGAUCAAUUUGAUAAUGACAAUUGAUUAAGAAAUAAUAUUUGGAAGAAAUGAGAAAUCGAUAUGA
Paramecium sonneborni is the source of this 1048-nucleotide messenger RNA. The record is from the annotation of a GenBank genome assembly. NCBI's taxonomy places the organism in Eukaryota, Ciliophora, Oligohymenophorea, Peniculida, Parameciidae.